Molecule: messenger RNA, 1786 nt
Organism: Aphis gossypii (cotton aphid)
Lineage: Eukaryota; Metazoa; Arthropoda; Insecta; Hemiptera; Aphididae
Exons: 2
Coding region: 585-1550 (321 amino acids)
Biological process (GO): regulation of transcription by RNA polymerase II
Cellular component (GO): transcription regulator complex; nucleus
Molecular function (GO): DNA binding
Source: RefSeq, a predicted model, not a curated record
ACGAAUCGACCGGGCGGAUGUGUUUAACGCGGGCAUCCGCCGUAGCGACCCGGUCAAACCGGCCGCCGCGGCGCGCGUUUACCACUCGCCCCACCAGAUCGGCCCGGAACCGUCCACCACCGCGCCGGCACGUUAUUUCCUACCGUCGGGACCCUCUAGCGAACACGGGCGGCGGCCGUGUGUAAUCGGUAUUGUUAUUAUCGCAUUGUUGUUGUUAUUGUUAUAUAUUUAUCGAUCGACGAGGCGCCCGUCCGGCGGAUACCGGGGACCCGCACGUAACCGUUUUCGCUCCGUUCGUACCGCGCGGCGACUGCCGACUCCCGUAAAGACCGCAGUCAACGGUCGAACACGGACCUAUUCGCACGUACCUUUACUCUGCCACCGUCCUCGCGUGUCAUUAUUAUCAUCAUCAUCAUCGUUGUGGAAGUCGUCGUUAAUAAUUUACUAUAACGUGGUAGUCGUAAACAAACGCCACCGAGUACGCAUAUACCUACUAUAUACGAUACAACAACCGGUACAGGGUAUUAUUGGUCGUAAAAAUCUUCCAGCUAUAAUAUAAUAACCGACGGUCGGACGACAUAAUUAUGGUCUAUUUCACGGAAAAACUCAUAAACGAAGUACGCAAGCGGUCAUGCAUAUGGGACGCAGCUGACAUGAACCACCUCAACAAGGAAGUGUUGGCCAAUACCUGGGCAGAGAUCGCUGAAAACCUUUAUUCGGAUUGGCACACACUCAGUGGUUUCGAUAAACGUGAUAGAGUAUCCGACGUCAAAAAAAAGUGGACAAACAUUAAAGACUCGUUCGUCAAAGACGUCAAGGGCAACAAACCUAGAAAGAAGUCCCAGUGCCUGCCUGAACACCGGAAAAAGUACUAUCUGUUCGAUCAUCUACAGUUUCUGUUGCCAUUUGUACAAGAUUCGAAUUCUGGUCGAUCAGCAGAACACCACGGUGGCAGCGAACCAGUAAAGAGAAAGAAAAUCCGUAAAAACACGCUUGGCGAGGGCUCGUCUCGAAAUUCGCAACAGGCGGUGAAGAUGACACCCUCGGCUGUUCCAGGAUCGACUGGGAGAUCGGAAUCUUUGCAACCGGACAUACAGAAGCAAGCCGACUUACUCAAUAACAUCGCGGGUAAAACAGCCGCAGACGCGCUGUGUCAGCUGGACGGUGAUUUAUCUUUCAUGGUGUCGUUGUUGCCUACUAUCAAAUCGAUGGAUGAAAAGCAAAAACUUAACUUCAAGAUCGGCAUCCUGCAGCUUGUGUCCCAGAUAAAGUUCGAUGAAGUGCUACAUCAUCCCCCGGGUGCAGUGUACGGUACGCAGUUUAUUUCGACGACCCCCGAUCUUGAAGGCUUUUCUGUGUCUAGUCCACCGGCAGGGGCUGUGGGCGAACCACCAUUGAAACCAUUCGUCAACCGUGUAACUGUGUCGUCUACACAGCAACGACCGCAGCAUCACCAACGCAACCAUCAACACCAUCUCGAGCACGAAUCAACGGUUAAACAGGAAGUAAUCGAUUCGAGUUACGAGUGUGAUACCGAAGACGAUAGUUAAUCAAAAUUAUGAUUGAAAAUAUGCCAAAUCGAAGAUGAAAACCAACAAUAAUUGUCAUUGUAUAUAACUUAUUUAAGAUCUUUGAUAUAAAAAUACGAUUUAUUAAGUAUUAUUAUCUUUUUUAUAAUUGUUUGCUAUUGUUGUUGCACAUUGUGUUGUAUAAUUAAUAAGUACUAUAAUAAUAUGAUGUAUUUAUGUCCAUCAGUGAUAUGAAUUAAAAUGUAUUUUUGUUUCUA